AUGUCUCAACAACAAACCAAAAACUGUAUUACACUUCGUGGAUCUGCUCAAAUCAUCUGUGAAUAUUUAAAGUUCGCCAUAAACUCAGUAUUGUUCCAAAGAGGUUUAUAUCCACCUGAAAACUUCAAAGCUGAGCAACAAUACGGCAUUACAUUAUUGAUAUCGGAAGAUCCACAAAUUAAGAGCUUUUUAACUAAUCUUCUCACCCAGAGUGAAGAAUGGAUUGUCAACAAAAAAGUAAGCAAAUUAUCUCUAGUUAUCCUCAAUGUAGCCAAUAAAGAAGUACUUGAAUGCUGGGAUUUCAACGUCCAGUAUGAAGACGGUGACAUUGCAUUAUCAAAAGAAAAGAACGAAACUGUGAGUAGUAAAGAUCUGAAAAAAAUCCAGCAGGAAAUCAGAGAUGUCAUGUUGCAAGUAGCCGCUACUAUAUCAUACCUACCAUUCUUAGAUUGUCGAUGUUCUUUUGAUGUGUUAGUUCAUGCAAAAACGGACUGCGAUGUGCCUGAAAAAUGGGCAGAGGCUGAACCAAUAUCCAUAACAAACGCACAAAAUGUUCAACUGAAGUCAUUCUCUACAAAUCUACAUAAAAUGGAAACCGUUGUCAGCUAUAAGCUUGUAGAUUAA
Molecule: messenger RNA, 624 nt
Organism: Arctia plantaginis
Lineage: Eukaryota; Metazoa; Arthropoda; Insecta; Lepidoptera; Erebidae
Source: the annotation of a GenBank genome assembly